CACAGCUAAGAAAAAAAAACAACGUUCAGUUCUUCAAUCGAUCAUCUAACGGAAAUCGCGUACCCAUACUCGCACAAAGUUCUGCAAACUUUGAAGUCAAAGGCGCAGAAAGGAAUACGUUGAAGAUGAUUGUAAUGUGAAACCAAGUGUGGUAGACGGAUCCAAAAAUAAGCAAACACAGAAACAAACCAACUCCUACACAAAAACAGAACAGAGAUAAGCAUCGAAGGCGACAGCAAAUGAGCAAGUGAAAAUUGUGUCUAAAAGAUUGUAAAUUUGUGAUAGUGAUCAGCUUGAUACGAAAGGCAAUUUGGUAAUAUGUUCACGACAAUCAAGUGGUAGUGAAUGCGAAUGUGAUAAAGAAAAAAAAACGAAAACGGUUCAUAAUAACAAAAGUUCUCCAAGCAUUCCAAAACCGAUAAAACGCAAUGGUUGAUGCACUGUCCGAUCCAAUAACUGAUCACUUUGGGCGUCAGUUAUUGCACUGGCUUGUUGGCUACUCAUCCUCGUGGUAUUUGUCACUGAGUGGAUCUGAGUUUAUCGAUAAUUUCAAGAAGUUAGAAAGUGGUGCAUCGAUUUUGGAGCAAGGUUUAGGCGCAAAGUUUGACGAGGAAGACGAAGAAACCAAUGCCAAUGUUCAUCGUGCCAGUGCCAAUAGUGAUCGUAACAACAGGUCGAGAAGUGUAAAUCAAGAACGAGCCUGGAGACUGAUAAGGCGAGACGACCCGAUUGUUGAGUACGGUCAACGGAAUUAUGUGAACUUAAUGCUGGUGGAUAUUAUGGAAAACUGCGAGGAAGGAGUUCCCGUUGAGAUGUUCAACGUGUUGGCCCCGUUUCAUCAAAACAGCGGUGCAGCAGCAGCAGCCGCUACUGGUGGGGCCACCGCACCCGGCAAUCAGAACGGCCCGGCUGGUGGUCGAGGAGUGGAGAAUAUGCAAGUGACUCAACCCUGCAGUGCGCCAUCGUCACCGACCAUCACCUCGCCCGGUGCCCUCAGUUCGACCUCGUUCUGUCUACCGACUGGAGUCAGUAGCACCAGCAGUGGAGGUAGCAGUGUCAUUACCAGUACUACCGCGGCGGACACGGGUGAUCCAAACUGGCAGGCCACCAAGAGCACCGUUCGGGAGCGGAAUGCGGCCAUGUUCAACAACGAUUUGAUGGCGGACAUACGUUUCAUUGUCGGGACCGAUGAACAAGUGCAAACCAUACCGGCUCAUAAGUACGUGCUUGCUACCGGAAGUUCCGUCUUUUAUGCCAUGUUUUACGGCGGACUGGCCGAGAAUAAGCAAGAAAUUAAAGUUCCUGACGUUGAACCGAACGCUUUCCUAACGUUACUGAAAUAUCUCUACUGUGAUGAGAUCCACCUGGAAGCGGAUAACGUUCUGGCCACACUGUACGUCGCCAAGAAGUAUAUCGUUCCCCAUCUGGCGCGGGCCUGUGUCAAUUAUUUGGAAACUAGUCUAACGGCAAAAAACGCUUGCCUGCUGCUGAGUCAGUCGAGGCUCUUUGAGGAACCGGAACUGAUGCAGCGCUGCUGGGAAGUGAUUGACGCCCAGGCGGAAAUGGCCAUCAAAUCGGAGGGCUUCGUCGAUAUAGACCUGAAGACAUUCGAAACCAUUCUGGCACGGGAAACACUCAACUGCAAAGAGAUUCAUCUGUUCGAAGCUGCCCUGAACUGGGCUCAUGCGGCGUGCACAAAGAUCGACAUAGAACCAACGUCCAACAACAAACGGCAGGUGUUGGGACCAGCACUGUAUCUGGUUCGGAUUCCGACCAUGUCACUGGAGGAGUUCGCCAACCGCGUUGCUCAGCUGGGCAUACUGACCAAUCAGGAGACAAUCGAUAUAUUUUUGAACUUUACCGCUAAGAACAAACCUAAAUUGACGUUCCCGGUUAAGACAAGGGCGGGCCUGAAGACCCAGGUGUGCCAUAGAUUUGCCUCGUGUGCCUACAGGAGCAAUCAAUGGCGCUACAGAGGACGCUGUGAUUCGAUUCAGUUUUCCGUUGAUAAGCGGAUAUUCAUUGUUGGCUUUGGUCUGUAUGGAUCAUCCACUGGGGCGGCGGACUACGAUGUUAAGAUUGAACUGAAACGACUGGGGCGAGUUUUGGCGGAAAACAGUACAAAGUUCUUCUCGGAUGGUUCCAGCAAUACGUUCCAUGUGUUCUUCGAGACGCCCAUUCAGAUCGAACCGGAAUGUUUCUACACUGCAUCGGUGGUAUUGGAUGGAACCGAGCUGAGCUUCUUUGGGCAAGAGGGAAUGAGUGAAGUUUGCGUUGGAACGGUCACAUUUCAGUUUCAGUGCUCCUCUGAGAGUACCAACGGUACCGGAGUUCAAGGAGGACAAAUUCCUGAACUCAUCUUCUAUGGCCCGAUGGGGGUUAGCAGCCAAAAUUCUGGGCUACCAGGAAGCAGCAGUAACAAUUCUAUCAACAAUAACAAACCAAACGCCUCUGUAAUUGGAGGCUCAACCGGUAGUUCCAGCAAUUCAUGUUCAACUCUAAAUAACGUCAGCCCAUACUCGAACGGAAACGCAGACAACGGCCCGAAUGUGCUGGGAACCGUCGCACUGCUGAACAACGAAAGUGACUGAUUGGUGCAGGGUAAGAAGGACCCAAAAUACUGAAAAUUACGUGAUACAAAAUGAGAGAACAUGAAGGAUCCAAUAAAUGUUCAAAGACAUAGAGAUAUUAUUUUUGGCAGGAUAAAACUGUUAUCCACAAAUUUGAAAUUUCUUCUAUAGAGGUUAAUAACAGCUUCAGUAGUGCAAAUAUUUAAAGGCUUCAAUUUAACUGAAUACAGCAAUUUUAGUUUCAAAUAUUCGUCGAAAGAUAAACCUUGGUAAAACUAUCAAGAUGAUGGUAAAAAAAUUCCAUAAACUAAUCAUCAUCAAUAAAAAUAUUCCUUGCAAAUAAAAUCUGUCAAAAAUUACGGAUAAUUUCGCUCAAUUGCCUUAUGUUAGUCUGAUUGAAAUUCUUGUUUGAGCAUAGUUGAAUUUGCGUUAAAAAAAACAGGAGUGGACGUGCGACUUAAAUUCGAAUGAACUAACUAAUACUAUAAAUUGGUUACAUUAUUAGCACAAUACUAGUCAUCUUUAAUUUACAAAUGUUCUGUCUUUUUCUGGCUCGCUUAACACUGAUUUAUCAUAACAUUUACCGACUAACUAUCCAAAUUGAUUAGCAAAGUUUUAUUUUUUUUUCCCAUGUAUAUUGGUAUUAAUUGAGCGCAAAGUCUAGUAACUAUGCCACAACUAAGAGUAUUCUUAUUCAACUAGAAGAGAAUUAGAAACAACUGUAACCUUGGAUAUUAUCACGGAACGGCAAUGGUGCAAACUACAAAACUAUAGACAAAAGCAUGAAAGAUAUAAGAGUAAUUCAAUCAAAUCAUAUAUGCGACGGUUUCUUCCUAGUAUGUAAGAAGGUGCAUCUUUUUACGGGCAAGAUAAAGCCAGCAAGAUGCACAAAACGAAUACGGAGAAUCUAACUGGUUAUUGCGGUAAGCGUAUGAUCAUCGAAAGGCUGAAUCCAAAAAUAAAUGAGAGAAAAUACUAAAAACAAUAUUUUGCAUUACGGAGUGAAUAUGAUCAACAAAUACAAACAGGUUAAUCAACAAAAUUCAUAAAAUAUAUCCAUAUUUAGAAGACAUGUUAGAUUGGAAAAUGCAAUGCAUAUUAAAGAUAACCAUUAGCUCCAUCCACAUGUAAGCAAAUAAAACAAGUCAAGGACCAUAAGGUUUAUUUUUUAUGGCAGCUUUCAUUUAAGAUUUAAUGGUGCAUUUUGUUACGAUCAUACAUUAGGCCCUAUCUCUCUACAAAAACAAACUUAGUCAGACUUCUAAUUUCAGUUUGUUAUAUUCUAAUAUCAUUAGACUUAGACAUUUCGCUAGCCACACACUAUGGUGUGGAAAUUAGUAGGAAACAAAAAUAAAGAAUUAUGAAGGAAAACACGCAGUAAAACAGUUACGAUUUACAAUGAUUCUCACUAUUAUUACUUAUUGAUUAUUCUAUUAAACAUAGUUCUACCAAAACGUUUGUAAUGUUCAAAGCAAAGAAGUACUGAAAUAAAUUAUUGAUACAUG
Molecule: messenger RNA, 4075 nt
Organism: Ochlerotatus camptorhynchus
Lineage: Eukaryota; Metazoa; Arthropoda; Insecta; Diptera; Culicidae
Gene: lute
Product: lute
Exons: 6
Coding region: 429-2591 (720 amino acids)
Biological process (GO): neurogenesis
Cellular component (GO): cytosol
Molecular function (GO): protein binding
Source: RefSeq, a predicted model, not a curated record